UUCUUCCAUGGCUCGGUUACCAGUUGGGAUGAUCAGCUCAACGUCUUUGAGAAGACCAUUAAGAAGCAUGGGCGGAUCGAUAUUGUCCUCGCCAAUGCAGGGAUAGACGAGGUAGCUGAGGAUGCAUUUCUCGACACCUUUGACGAACAUCAGAGGCUCAAGGCGCCCACGUUAACUGUUCUUGAUGUCAACAUUCGCGGCGCCAUCUACACGACCAAGUUGGCGUUGAGCUAUUUCCGACGUUACAAAAUCCAUGGCUCCCUUGUCCUCACAGGCUCGGCGGCUUCAUACCUCGACACGCCCGGCAUCCCAGUUUACAAUGCGGCCAAGCACGGCAUCAUCGGGCUAGUCCGCUCGCUGCGUGACACAUUGCGUGACGAGGGCUUGAUCAGAGCAAAUGUGGUUGCACCGUGGUUCACGAGAACACCAUUCACAGCCAAGGUGGCCAAGAUUUGGGAGGAAAAAGGACUCCCCAUCAAUGAGCCCAUUGAUGUUGCACGGGCAAUCGUAUUCUUGGCAGUGAACUCUGAAUACCACGGCAAGUCCAUCUAUGUGGCUGAUGGUAAGUACACUGAGAUUGAGGAUCAAGUGCAGGCAUCAAGAGACAUCUGGCUGGGAAAGCAGAACACAGCGUGGGUGGAUCAGAGGAAGGCUGGAAAGAUCAAGUUGGGGAAGCAGGAUGAAUAA
This is a messenger RNA of Fusarium vanettenii 77-13-4, 687 nucleotides long. RefSeq lists its product as uncharacterized. The annotation marks the transcript as partial. The record is from RefSeq and is a predicted model, not a curated record. Lineage: Eukaryota; Fungi; Ascomycota; Sordariomycetes; Hypocreales; Nectriaceae. Gene Ontology annotation, molecular function: oxidoreductase activity. The transcript has a single exon.